GCGGCCUGAGUCCGGAGCUGCUGCACCCGACGUGAACAUCCUCGGGAACGACCUGAAAUGCCUUAGCCCUUUGCAGCCCUCUGCUCCCUCUCGGCGGGGAGCAGGGUUCCGGCGGAGGCUUGGCGACAUGAACCGGGUCCAGCUGAAGCGCUCUGCGAUCCUCAAAAUGGCCCUCGGCGGUGCGUCGGAGCCGCUGCUCCAGCAGCAGCAGCAAGAGGAGGAGGAAGAGGAAGAUAGCGAGGGCGGCCGCAGCAGCAGCAGCAACGGCAGCAAGGAGCCCCCGUUCCUCUUGCGGGCCGUCCGGAUCGCCGUAGUGGUCUGCCUCUACUGGUUCAUUUCUAUCACCAUGGUCUUCCUCAAUAAGUAUUUGCUGGGCAGCCCUUCGCUGCGCCUGGAUGCGCCGCUCUUCGUCACUUUCUACCAGUGCCUUGUCACCGUCCUCAUUUGCAAGCUGCUCAGCCUGCUGGCCUCCUGCUGCCCGCCGGGCUUCGUGGACUUUCCCUCCAUACGGAUCGACCUCAAGGUCUCCCGCAGCGUCCUGCCCCUUUCCCUGGUCUUCAUUGGCAUGAUCACCUUCAACAACUUGUGCCUCAAAUUCGUUGGCGUGGCCUUCUACAACGUGGGCCGCUCCCUCACCACCGUGUUCAACGUGCUCCUCUCUUACUUGCUCCUGAAGCAAACCACAUCCGUGUAUGCCCUUCUGUCUUGUGGGAUGAUCAUUGGUGGCUUCUGGCUUGGGAUAGAUCAAGAGGGAGCAGAAGGCACUCUGUCCUGGGCAGGCAUCAUUUUUGGGAUACUUGCCAGCCUCUGUGUCUCACUGAAUGCUAUUUACACUAAAAAAGUUCUUCCUGCUGUGGAUGGCAGCAUCUGGCGUCUGACUUUCUAUAACAAUAUCAAUGCUUGCGUCUUGUUUUUGCCCCUUUUGUUGUUCACAAGUGAGUUCUUCACACUAUACCACUUCGAUAAAUUGGGAAGCAUCCAUUUCUGGGGCAUGAUGACUCUAAGUGGGAUAUUUGGCUGCGCUAUCGGCUAUGUGACUGGACUUCAGAUCAAAUAUACCAGCCCCCUUACACAUAAUGUUUCUGGGACUGCCAAAGCCUGUGCCCAGACACUGUUAGCUGUCUUCUAUUAUGAAGAAACCAAGAGCUUUUUAUGGUGGGGUAGUAACAUGAUGGUUCUAGCGGGCUCUUUUGCAUAUACCUGGGUAAAAGGAUUGGAGAUGAAGAAGGUACAGGUAGAACCUCUUCCAAAAGCAAAUGAAAAAAAUGACAAUCUGGUCUGAAUUUGCCAGUCUUGCAUCUCUCUGAAGGAAUAAAAUGAAGUUUAACUAGCAAGAGACCGCUUAAUGUUUCCAGGCAAGCGUAGCCUGUAAUUACCCAUGUAGAAAAUAGAAGAUAGGACAAGAUUUCCAAUGUAUUGCAUAUUUGCUACAAUAAUCACUGGAAAGGGGAAAAGAUCAAUUUUUUUACAAGUGAUUUUCUUUUGCAAACGCCUUCUCUUUAGUAAAGGUGAGGGUCUUGUGUUCUGUUAAAAAACGACUUUAAACAAGUAGGAAUAGGUGGGUCCUUGCUCUACUUGCUUGAAGUUAUAUGUGUGUUCUGUAGAUAUGUUUCUCUUUGUCUCCUCACACAUCACACUAGACAGUCCAGUGUGCUUCCUGGAGAGGCAGGAGAACAGUUCUCUUAGAUUGCUGGCCCUCCUGCCCUUGUGAGACAAACAAGUUGCAAGAAAUACAGAUUUGCAACUUGCCUGGUGAAAAGGUAACCUCAAUGCCAAGAUUCUCGAGCAUUUUUCUGCCAGUGCUUCUCAGCACAUUUAUCAUUCCUCUGGACAGCCUAAUUGGAAAGGAACUGAACUAAAGGAAAAUAGGAAAGGGCAUUGAAAGGUCCCCUGGUUUGGUUCCUUCUAGAUCUAAAUGGCUUUAGGUAGUCAGCUAUUUUUCCCAGCACUGUUGAAGAAACAGAUGUCAAUGAUUAUUAAUGGACUCUUACAAAGUUAAAAAUAUUGGCAUGUUCUUGCUCUUAAAAACCAUUUCGUGAGCAAGUGCAUUAGUUUUUGAUAUGCACUCUCCUUAUUGAGAGGGCCACCUUGGCUUCAGGAAACCAAACAUCAUUGGAAUGUAUAAUUCCAUUUGCCUUUGACCUUUGCUAGUGUCCUUACCUUGUUCUCACUUUCCUAAUUUUGUGUUGGGAAGUGUAUACCCUCAUUGUAGAUCUGCAACUGAUAAAUGUGUUUAAUAAAACGUUGAUUUGUUAUUUUCA
This is a messenger RNA of Notechis scutatus (mainland tiger snake), 2261 nucleotides long. RefSeq names its product solute carrier family 35 member C1 (gene SLC35C1). Lineage: Eukaryota; Metazoa; Chordata; Lepidosauria; Squamata; Elapidae. The record is from RefSeq and is a predicted model, not a curated record.